Geodia barretti is the source of this 375-nucleotide messenger RNA. The record is from the annotation of a GenBank genome assembly. NCBI's taxonomy places the organism in Eukaryota, Metazoa, Porifera, Demospongiae, Tetractinellida, Geodiidae.
AUGGAAAGGUCAACCUAUAACGAGCUUACACCCAAGGAAAAGCACAUCAUCGAGAUGAAGGGCACCGAGCGCCCCUUCUCCGGCGAAUACGACAACUUCUACGAAGAGGGCACCUACAUCUGUCGCCGCUGCAACGCCGAGCUCUACCGCUCCGCCGACAAGUUCGACGCCCACUGCGGCUGGCCCGCUUUCGAUGACGAGGUCCCCGGCGCCGUCCGCCGCCUACCCGACCCCGACGGCCGGCGCAUCGAGAUCGAGUGCGCCAACUGCGACGGCCACCUCGGCCACGUGUUCCUCGGCGAGCGCAUCACCCAAAAGAACACCCGCCACUGCGUCAACUCCCUCUCCAUGCGCUUCAUACCCGCCAGCAAAUAG